Acanthochromis polyacanthus (spiny chromis) is the source of this 2370-nucleotide messenger RNA. It is a transcript of the gene bicdl2, whose product is annotated as BICD family like cargo adaptor 2. The record is from RefSeq and is a predicted model, not a curated record. The transcript has 9 exons. The coding region runs from base 859 to 2175 and encodes 438 amino acids. Gene Ontology annotation, biological process: vesicle transport along microtubule; Golgi to secretory granule transport. Lineage: Eukaryota; Metazoa; Chordata; Actinopteri; Pomacentridae.
AAAAGUUGGGUAGAAUGUGGGUGAACAUGUCUGUUCUUAUAAAAGAAAACGAGUUAUGAUAGAUCAGGGCUGAGGUCAUUGUUUGUGUUUUAAAUCAUUUUAAGUGUACAGCAUGGUUUCAUGGUGAAGUUGACGUCAGAUUUAAACGAGUAGACUUCGGAGACUGUGAUUUCAUAGAGCAGCUGUAAAGAGAUUUAGUGAAAAUAAACAGAAUUUAUAGAAACAAGUUUGCUUGGUGAUUGGAAAUAAUAAGUGGUAACUUCAAAAACCUUAGUUCAGGUGAAAAAAAACUAAGACUUGGCAGGCGGUUAUCAUCUCUUAAUCAUUUGGCUAAAACUUUAGAGACUAUUCUGGGAACACUCAAGACAUUGUUGUAUUUCUACAUAAAUAGUGGAGCACAAUGCCUUUGGAAUUCAGGGAGGGGAGCAGAACUAUGAUAAUAGCGGAGGUGGUAUUUCGGUCAGAGUAACAAAAGCACCUGCCAGACAAAAGCCCUCCUUAUAGGCCACGUUGGAUUGUAUUUCCAGAAAACAACUCAUCUCAUAUUCACACAAGUCAUUAUAUGGUGUUCUUGGACACAGAAGAGAAGAUCUGAGUGACGCAAGCACCAGGAGCACUGAAACCACAACGAAGAACAAGUUUCACAGAGACAUACUCCCUUUUUGGAUUACAAAAUUGAAACACUGAGUCAUCGAAUCCCUCAGGACCAGAGUAUCAAGAAAAGAAAAGAAUUCCUGCUCUCUUGCCAAAAACACAGUGAAUGGCCGUGCACCUGCCACCUAUGUGAGUGUGGUUCACUUCCAAGAACUGGGAUGAUGCUGUCUGACUGAUUCCUAAACAAGCCCACCACUGUCAGUGAUGUUCACCCCCAGGAAGGACAGUCUUCCCUCACCCAGCCUGGAGGACUCCUUCUUCCCUCUCUCCUCAUCCUCCUCGGUGUCUCUCUCCUUUGCUCUCCCCUCGUCCACGUCGUCUCCUGGCAGCGUUGACAGUGGAGGAGGGAUAGAGACCGACCUGAUACUCGCUGCAGAGCUCGGCCAGGCUUUACUGGAGAAGAAUGAGGAGCUGGCAGCCUCUCUGGAGCAGAGGGAGAGAGAGGUGGAGGCUUUGCAGCAGGAGAAGCAUGUCCUUCAGAGGAAGCUGGAGAUGAAUGAACUGACAUCUGGACAGAGAGAGGCGGAGCUGACUGUCGAUUUAGCGGCCUUGAGGACUGAGCUGGAGAAACAUCACAGUCAGGGGCGUGACCGGCGAAAAGAUGAGAGUGAGCAGAUGACUCAAUUAGCCAACCAUAACCAGCGACUGGUGGAGCAACUAGCAGAGGCUGUCACAGUGGAGCACUGCUUGAGGACUGAGAUUCGUUCUCUCAGGGAAGAGAUGGAAGAAUCGUCUUUUAGCCGAAACAUCAGCUUCACACAAUUAGGGAGCAUACAAGCAGAGAACAAAGUUUUGCAGGAGCGGCAGUCGCACAUGGAGACCCAGCUGAAAGCUUCACAGGAGGACAGCCAAAGACUCCGCAUAGAGCGAGACGGACUGAGAGACAGACUGUCUGAAGUCCAGAUGAAACUGAAAGAGAAAGAAGCGGAGAUAGAACAGGAGCAGGGAGUGGUGUUUGAGUUGCGCACCUUGAAUCGCUCCCUGCAGCAAAAAGCUUUGAACCUGGGAGAAGAGAGCGUCCUGGACAGUUCACACACACAACCUUUGUCUCUGCUCAGUGAAAUUCAGCAGUCACAGGCUAAAGAGGCCCUUCUAGCUCACUCCACAGUCCUGCAAGCAAGAGAUGAAGAAAUACAAGCGCUGAAAGAGGAGCUGCAAUCUCAACAAGAAAAACUCGAGUCUCUGAGGGAAGAAAUCAAACCUUUUAGAAGCAGUCCUGACAAGCCAAGCUACAGCUCCCUGGAGAGUGAACUGGCCAUGGUGCGUCAGGAGAAAGAAACACUGACUCAGCAGCUCCUCAACACCAUCCAACACAAAGUAGCGCUGUCUCAGGAGCUGGAUGCCUGGCAGGAGGACAUGCGGUUGGUGAUCAAUCAGCAGGUGCAGCAAAGAGAGGAGGAGAGAAAGAAGGAGGUCCAGCGAGAGAAGGAAAACACUGUGGGACUCCAAAGAAGCAAGUCGCUGAGAGUGAAGGGAGAAGUAAGGAAAGGAUUCUUCUCGUCUCUUUUCAGAGACAAAUAACACUGGAAAGAAGCAGCAGUUUACAUGUCACAUAUCAGCCUCUAUCUUUGCCACUUUAAGCUUUUGUUGGACACUCUAAUGUGAUAUCAGAACCAACAACUGAAAUGUUUACAGACCUCAUUUUUGAACACAUUUGUAUAUAUGUAGAGCAUAUUAGUAAUUUCAGAGUUUAUAAUAAAAAAUGUCUGGAAGGAG